AUGGGAUUGAUCAAUGUGCAAACCAUCGUCGCUUGUACCGGCGCGAUAUUGGCAUUUUGCCUCAUUGUCAUAAGGAACUCGUCUGGGCUGGUCACCUACUACAUUAUCUACGGGUUUUCCGCUGGCGCCUUCAUGGGCUUACCGGCCGCCGGCGUAGUGAACCUCUCAGCAGACGAGAGCAAGAUUGGUGCCCGGCUGGGGAUGUCCUUGGCCGUUGUGGGAUGCGGUGUCCUCGUGAGUAACCCCAUUGCAGGGGCUAUUCUGGGCGGCAGAGGCGGCUGGGUUGGGCUUAUUGUGUGGUGUGGCGCGUUGCUUAUGGCUUCGUUUAUUAGCAUGGCUGCGAGUAGGAUAUGGAAGGUUGGCUUUGGAUUUAAGAAGGCGAUUUGA
Messenger RNA from Blastomyces gilchristii SLH14081, 387 nucleotides. RefSeq lists its product as uncharacterized. The coding region runs from base 1 to 387 and encodes 128 amino acids. Lineage: Eukaryota; Fungi; Ascomycota; Eurotiomycetes; Onygenales; Ajellomycetaceae. The transcript has a single exon. The record is from RefSeq and is a predicted model, not a curated record.